This is a messenger RNA of Staurois parvus, 1236 nucleotides long. NCBI's taxonomy places the organism in Eukaryota, Metazoa, Chordata, Amphibia, Anura, Ranidae. The record is from the annotation of a GenBank genome assembly.
AUGAGGAACACUUGCCAGGCGUUGGCCUCUUGCUUGUUACUGGUUCAGGUCUGGGAAGCACUGUGCCAGGAGGAAGUGUGCGGCAAAAUGGAGUACAUGGAUGAGAGCGAUCAGUGUAUGCCUUGCACAAAGUGUCCGCCCGGGAAGGAGCCAGACGGGGUGUGUGGCUUUGGCGCUGGCUCCAAGGUUGGAUGCAGGCCCUGCGCUCCUGGCAUGUUCUCCAGUCGUCAUGGACUGGCCCCCUGCAGUAUGUACACCCAAUGCGACAAGAAAAAGAGGGUAGAGCUGAGAGUCGGGUCACCAAGUGCAGAUGCUGUGUGUGGAGACUGCAUACCAAGGCAUUUCCCUCUAGUAGCCAAAAGUCCCAACAUCUGUGUCGCAUGCUGGCUGGCUCCUCCAGACACUGUGGGAUGUGAAGGUGAGAGAACGCUGCGACCUCCAGCUCCUAGGACACUAGAGGCUGCAAGUAAUGCAGAUAAGGCCUCUCAAAACAGUACCCAUAAAGGUGUGCCAGAGGAUUCUCGGACUCAGUAUGCCGUGUUGGCGAUUGUGCCAGUCUUCUGUAUGAUGGGCCUGACAGGCAUUUUCCUGUGUAACCUGCUGAAGAAAAAAGGUUAUCGCUGCACUUCCCAUAAGCCUGAUGAGGAGGCCUCUCCAGAGAAAGAUGGUAUUAACCCCUCCACCCUAUUAGAGGAGAAUGGCAAUGAGGACACCAUUGGGGUUCUGGUGCGUCUUAUUACGGAGAAAAAAGAAAAUGCUGUUGCUUUGGAAGAACUACUGAAGGAUUAUCAGAGCAAGCAGAUCUCUGCCGUAGGAAGCAAGUCACCUCCAAGGAUGCACCUCCUCCCUCAGAUGCCAAAUCUUUGCAAGCACCAACACCACCUGCACACGGUCCAGGGUCCGUCGUCCCGCUCCGGCAUGUGCUGUACUCGCUGCAGCCAAAAGAAAUGGCCUAAUGUACUUACAUCAUCGCAGUCUGCCAACAACAUAAAAUCCAGCAGAAAUGGGUUCAAGACCUCCAGAUCUGGGGAAAUCACCAUUCUGUCUGUGGGCAGGUUCCGUGUGGCUCGUAUUCCAGAGCAGAGGACAAACCCUCCAGAGGUGAAAGCUAUUUCUGAAGUUGGUGGUGGAGAUGGCCAAGAUGUCCCUAGUAGUGAGCCUUCUGAGCAAAGAGUGCUGCUGUCGGAGACUGUGAGGGCCAAAAACCACAGUCUAGAAGAUACCAGCAAGUUGGAG